Messenger RNA from Linum trigynum, 8009 nucleotides. The record is from the annotation of a GenBank genome assembly. Lineage: Eukaryota; Viridiplantae; Streptophyta; Magnoliopsida; Malpighiales; Linaceae.
UAUUAAUAGUUGUGUUAAAGGAGACUUAACGAUUGGCUAAUAAUUUGUAUUUUAAUAGUUGUGGUUAUAAUUUCCUACUGCUUAAUAGUUAUGAUUAAUAUAUUGUAUAUUUUUUUAUAGUGGAAUAGGUAGUUAGAUGACCUUUCCCAAAGAACUUUCAAUGCUGUAAAUUUCGCGAUUAAUCAACAACGAUGGAAAGUCUCCGCUUUCCGUCGCAAUAUAACGCACGAUUCCCUCUUUAGUUUUCUCAUCACAAUUCAUUCCGAGGAAAAUCAUGGCUUCUCUUCCAUCCGCCGCCAAAACCCCAAACCCCGCCGCCAACUCCUCCUUCCUCCCGCGCCGCCGCCACUAUUUCUCCCUCUCACCUUCCUCCUCACUCCGCUUCCGGCCAAAGUAUUCCUCCGGCGCAUGCAGAGCCACCUCCCGGCGGGAAGAUGACGAUGGAUCACACCGCCGCACUAGACGAGACGUCCUGCUCGCCGGUGGCCUCUACGGUGCCGCGGCCGCCCUCACCCAAUCCCCAGCCGCCUUCUCCCAGCCAAUCGCGGCGCCCGACACAACUCAGUGUGGGGCCGCGGACCUGCCAGCUGGCGCCGAGCCGACGAACUGCUGCCCGCCUCCUGCCCGGCGCUUCAAGGACUUCGUCCCCACAUCCUUAUCCUCGUCACCACGUGUCAGGCCGGCGGCUCACCUCGUCGACGAGGCGUACGUUGCCAAGUACAAGCGGGCGGUGGAGCUGAUGAAGGCUCUCCCCGCCGACGACCCGAGGAGCUUCACGCAGCAGGCCAACGUGCACUGCGCGUACUGUGACGGCGCGUACGAGCAAGUGGGGUUCCCGGAUCUCGAAGUCCAAGUUCACAACUCCUGGCUCUUCUUCCCCUGGCACAGGUAUUAUCUCUACUUCCACGAGAGGAUCUUGGGGAAGCUGAUCGGCGACCCCACCUUCGCGCUGCCGUUUUGGAACUGGGACGGCGGCGCAGCCGGGAUGCGACUCCCAGCCAUGUACGCCGACCGGACCUCCCCGCUCCACGACCCGCUCCGUAACCCGAACCAUCAGCCUCCGACCCUGAUGGACCUCGACUGGAGCGGCGAAGACGUUCCCACCUCGGCCCAGGACCAAAUUUCGAGCAACCUCGCCAUCAUGUACAGACAAGUGGUGUCCAGCGGCAAGACGGCCUCGCUCUUCCUCGGCAGCCCGUACCGAGCCGGAGACGACCCGAACCCGGGAGCCGGUUCGCUCGAAGGAACCCCACACGGUCCGGUCCAUGUCUGGACCGGAGAUAGCAACCAGCCGAAUUCGGAGAACAUGGGGAACUUCUACUCGGCGGCCAGAGAUCCGAUCUUUUUCGGGCACCACGCCAACAUCGACCGGUUGUGGACCCUGUGGAAGACGCUGGGUGGGAAGAGGAACGAUUUCGCCAGCCCUGACUGGCUGGACGCGACGUUUUUGUUCUACGACGAGAAUGCUGAACCCGUUAGGGUUAGGGUUAGGGAUUGUCUGGACAGCAAGAAGUUGGGGUACGUGUACCAGGACGUGGAUAUUCCCUGGAUCGGAUCCAGACCACCGCCACGACAACAACCCACGAGAUCGAGGGUUAGCAACGAGGCCGUCGUGGCAGGAGUUUUCAGUACCGGGACUGAAAAGGUGGCGAAUGCUACUGAAACGACGAUGAUGCCAUCAUCGUCGUUUCCAGUUGUGCUGGAUAAGAAUAAGGUGAGUGUGAAGGUUGAGAGGGUGAAAAAGUCAAGGAGCAAGAGGGAGAAAGAGGACGAAGAGGAGGUUUUGGUGGUCGAAGGGAUCCAGUUCGACUGCGAGAAGUUUGUGAAGUUUGACGUGUACGUGAACGACGAGGAUGACGUGGUGGUGGGGCCUGGCAGUGCAGAGUUCGCGGGGAGUUUCGUGAACGUGCCACACAGGCACAAGGGCGGGAAACAUGACAAGACGAAGACUUGUUUGAGGCUGGGGAUUACGGAUCUGUUGGAGGAUUUGGACGCCGAGGGGGAUGAUAGUGUGGUUGUGACUCUAGUGCCCAGGACUGGGGUUGCCAGUGUUGGUGGCGUGAAGAUUGAAUUCCUUCGUGAUUGAUACGAUAUGGUUGAUGUUUCCAUGCAUAGAAAAACUUAUAUGCCAUUCUUUCUGAAGUCAAAAUAUUAACACAAAAUACUCUAUUUCAGAUUUUAUGGAUAGAAUAUUCGAUAAGGUGAUAUAAUAUCUGGUUUAAAUGUUAUUUUUCUCUAAUGUAAUCGACAAUAUGAAUGUAUAUAGGUUUCAACUCAUUACAAAAGUCGUGCAUGUGGCAUCUUAAAGUUAAGUCCGAAAUUGUAUCUUAAGAAAAGAUAAGUCCAUCUAUAUACACAUGGCUAGGUUCUUGACUUUCAGUGUGCAAAGGGUGAAGUUAGAAAGCAAAAAAUAAAAUGUCAAAAGUGGGAUUUGAACCCACGCUCCCUCACGAGAACCAGAACUUGAGUCUGGCGCCUUAGACCACUCGGCCAUCCUGACAUUUUUAUUACAAAAUUUUGUUUUCUUAAAUCUAUAGAUAAUGGAAUGAAAGGUAGCUCAUAUUUGUUUUUUGGUGAGUAGCAGAGUAGCUCAUAUUUGUUAAUGCCAAAUGAAAAUUGUCAGUUAUGAUCUGGUGUUAUAAACCUGCCCAUACCUGUUUGGACGGAGUAUUUUUUUUUUUUUGUCUUUAAAUAACUAGCGUGGUCCCUACUGGCCGGAGGAAGGUGAGGUAUGAAAUUUGAUAAUGUAAUGGGGGUAUAUAGCUUAUUGUUGUAUAGUUUUUUUUGGGAAACACGUGAUAAAGAUAGUGAAUUUUAGCAGGAAAGAAGCAUGGAUUAUGCAACGAAUCAAAAAUCAGUCUUAUGAACCAAGUUCGAGUACCUGUUACCUUGUGAAACAGUAUUAUUUCUGGUUAUAUGAUGAGGUGAAGUAAGUUUUAUGGAAACCGAAUUCCAGAAAACCGAAUAAAAAAUUCCCUAUAAAAAUACGCUAUAAUUUAAUCAUUAGGAUAUCAAAUAAUUAUAUAAUAUAUAUUUGAAAUUGGACUAAUCGGGUUGGUCGAGGUCGAACCAUUUAAUAACUUUAAAAUACACUAUAUUUUAGCCACUAAGAUAUAAAAUAAUAGCAUAAUAUAUGUUAUGCUAGAGAAAAUAACAUGUUUUAGGAUGGCAAAACCAUGAUGUUCAUUUGUUUUACUUAUGGUCAAAUUCCGUAUGGGCCAGGCACAUUCAACUCUUUUAUUCUAUGGUUAGCGGUUAAACCAUUAGAAUCCAUGCAUUAGUUUAUUGUUAAUUUUUUUCUUUUAAGCAAUAAAAAAGGAGUUGUAUUUGCCCUUUCAUAUAUAUCUUACCAACACCGAGAAAUCAAAGGGUUUAACAAAAACCCUAUAUCCCCUAGAAAAAGCUACUCAAUGCUCACCGGCUCAUGGUUCACUUCUCUCUCUCGAUCUCAAUUAUAACGCCGCCGGUAGCCACUUCUCCCCAUCCCUAUUUUCCUGUCCUUAAUUUUAGCUCUCCAAACCUUUUCCCUGCAUGUCAUCCUCCCCCCGAACCUCAAUUUCCACCACCGUCUCGGUCUCUGUUUUUCAUUUCUUAAUCUUCCCUUCUCUUAUCACUUGUUUAAACCCCCAUCUUUGUCUAUCUUUAACGCGAAGAGAAAGCCACCAAUCUUCAAUAAUACUAUAUUGUUACAGUGAAGCGAUAUUAUGGAUUUCUUUGUCACUUAUCUGUUAGAGCUUGCAAAUGAUGGAAAAAGGGGUGGUUGAUUAUGAUUUGAUUAGAUGACUCAAUCUUUAAAUUUUACUUGCAUGCAAUUUACAUGUACCCUUCUUCAUGAGCAUGAUUGGAUCGUUUUAGUAUGCUUGGGUUUCUUUUCAUAGGGAAGGGAUUAGGCGAUUAGCACACGGAAGAAGGAUUGGGAAAAUUAUUUUGUAAACAAUUAUGAAACUCUCUUUCUCUAAUUAUUUCAUUUAUUCUCGACGUCGGUGGAGUUCAGAUCCAGCAUUGGAACAAUCCAAGACUCGGUUACGACGAUCACUAUGGAGGCAUGAAACAGAUGCAGUCGUGGCUGAAACCCGUUCUGUUUUUGUGGACCGCAACAAUCCCUAGGCCCGUUCAAGUCCGCAUGUGUACGAUAAGUUGGCCCGUUCCACAGAGGAAAGAGAAAAUUUUUUGCACUCCCUAUUAUACUCUUCCUACAAACACUCAUGGAGCAGGAAAUUUGAAAUGGAGGAAGGAUCUCCUUUCUGCUAUUAUAUUAUAUGUAGAUUGUAAUAAUUAGAACCCCACUUUUAAAUCUGGAAGCAAGUAACCACAUCACAAAACAUCAUAUUGUAAAGACUUAUCUGCAAUCAUGAGGUUGUUUCACUCAAAGUAAACUAUGUUUUAUAUGUUGAAGAUCAGCAUUAUAGCUUGAAUAGUUCAAUUCGACAAUGAUCUCAGCUCUUACAUAUAAAUUUUGUGUAAAAGUUGUAUGAUUGAAACUAUUCCCUAUGUUAACAUUAAUCAGAAUAGUCUUUGUUUACUGGAAACUAACCACCAAAACAUUUCAAAUCAUAAAAAAAUGAUACUGAAAAGGAGUAUCAUAGCAAAAGCAACAAAAAGUAUAGUUAUUUAUCUUUAAUCAACUCAAAAGUCAACCUAGAAGAUCAACCAAAUGAACAUAUGUUAAGAGAUCAUACAUUACUAUCAAAGAAACUAAAUAACCCAUCAGUCAGCUCUCCAAGCAAGAACACUCAACCUUUACAUAUAUACCCCUCCGAAAAUUGAUUUGUGAAACAAUAUAGGUGGAGGUUAGGAGGUUGUCGAGUCCGAUGGGAAGGUUUGGAGAGACGGUGAUGGUUGAGCCUUUAGUAGGACGGGAGCCCAGGACACUGUUUAUCUUUAAUCAACUCAAAAGUCAACCUAGAAGAUAAACCAAAUGAACUGAUGUUAAGAGUUCACACAUUACUGUCAAAGAAAUUAAAUAACCCACCAGUCAACUCUCCAAGCAAGAACACUCAAUCUUUCUAUAUUUACCCCUCCGAAAAUUUCUUUGCGUAACAAUAUAGGUGGAGGAGGUUAGGCGGUUGUCGAGUCUGGUGGGAAGGUUUGGAGAGACGACGAUGGUUGAGCGUUUAGUACGUAGGUCAGGACACCAUUUAGACCUAUUUACAUAAGUUGCGGCUUUUCAAUCCGCAUUCGACAAACCAACAUCACUUAACCUUUCCAUAUUUACCCCUCUCUUAAAGACACAUGUGCCACAUAUUCACUCAAAACUUCUAUGUUAAAAAAUAUUGUUGCUUUUUGGUAGUUAUAUUAUUUAAGUCUAUGUCAAGAAUUCUGUAGCGCUUCUACACAUUCAAUACUGCAAUUCGAUAGGCAAUAUUUGCACCAAUGACAUUAGGCUUGCGUUUUUAAAAUUAUUCUCCUUUUAUAAGAUAAAGAGAAAUAGAAUUAAUGUUAAACUCGAAUUAUAAUAAUCAAAGUAUGAAAAUAGAAGUAUCAAAUACCAAAAAAAUAUUUAGGGGAGAGUUAGUGGCUUAGCUAACUGUGAUGGAAAAUUCCAAUGAUUUUUCAUAUUUAAGCUUCUCGUAUGUUUUUAAUUUAAAAAGUUUAAACAAAUUUGUUUAGUGUAAGUGUGUAACUGGUUAUGUUUCUUGUCUUUUCUCAAUGAGGUCAAAAUUCAAAUCUCAUCACUUAUGUAUUUUUCCUGUGAAUAAGAAAAUAAUAAAUGAUUGUGAAGACGAAUCUACCCUUCCUACUUUUGCUAUGGAUGCAAGGAUUUUGUAAUGGGGGAAACGCAUUUCCCAUUUCACUCUUAUAUUAGGUGUAGCAAAAAUAACCUAGUGGUUGAGUGUUUAGUGGGUCGGACACUAUUUGGGCUCGUUUACAUUAGUAGUAGCACCUUUUCCAUUUGUGUGGGGCAAACCAACAACACUCAAUCUUUCCAUAUUUACCCCUCCAAAAAUUGCUCUAGCUUAACAAUAGAGGUAGAGGAGGUUAGCCGGUUGUUGAGUCUGAUGAGAAGUUUGGAGAGACGACGAUGAUUGAGCGUUUAGUGGGUCGGGGCACUAUUUGGGCCCGUUUACAUUAGUAAUGUCUUUUCCAUCCGCGUUUGGCAAACCAACAUCACUCAACCUUUCCAUAUUUACCCCUCUCUUAAUUAAAGACACAUGUGCCACAUAUUCACUCAAAAGUUCUGUGCUUAAAAAUAUCGUUACUUUAUGAUAGUUAUAACAAUUAAGUCUAUGUUAAGAAUUCUACAUCGCUUCUACACAUUCAAGAGUGCAAUUAGAUAUAUGUAAUAUUUGAAUCAAUGACAUUUCGGUUGCUAACCGUGGUGGAAAAGUCUUAUAUUUUUCAGAUUUAAGCUUCCUGUAUGUGUUUAUUUGAAAAAUAUCACACAACUGUGUUUAUUGUAACUGGUUAUGUUUCUUAUUUUUGUUUGAAGAGACCACGGUUCAAAUCUCAUUACUGAUGUAUUCUUUCUGUAAAUAAAAAAAUAAUAAGUGAUUGUGAAGACGAAUCAACCCUUCCUACUUUCACUCUGGAUGCAAGAAAUUUGAAAUGGGACUUCAAGUUUUCUCAUUUGACUUUUAUUUAUUCUGUAGAGAUGUGAAGUAUAGCAUUUGUAGUUUUGAGCCUGUUUGUUAAAAUAUUGAAGUUUAGGUGCUAAAUAAGAAAAAAAAAUUAUACAAUCAAAUGCAUUUUCUGUUAAUGGUAAUUUUUUAUUAAAACCCCCAAAUACAGAAAUAAAAAUUAUAAAAUAUAAAGUAGCUAAAAUGAAUUCGAAUUACAUAUAUAAUAUAUUCGAAACGUGAAUACCAAUAGUUUGUGGUAGUGGUACUAUGGCAGACACAUCAAUGCUUUUACCUACUACAAAAUUGAUUUUCUAUUUGUUUGCAUGCAUAUUUUUUUUCAUAUUCGUACGAUGAAGUGCCAUCAUUUCUCUGCCGGUGCGCCUAUUUGGUUUAUGCCAUUAUAUUAUCGUCCAACUAUGUAGUGAUUAUUUAGUCUUGGACACCUGGACAACACUAUUGCUACCUACCACCAGACAAAUAACAAGUUGUUAAAAGAGAGACAAAAUGACAAUCCUCUCCUUUAGGGCAUUAAAUUUUUUUUUUUUUUGGUACCCACAACGAUCAUUGUUUCUCAUGAGCAUAUUUGACCUUUCAAAAGAAUAUCCAUAAUAUGGUUAUGUAGGUUCGAUUUCCCCAAUUAAUUAUUGCGAACGAAACUCCACAAAAGAUAGGUUUGUGAUCAACAUUAUGGUAUUGCUGUUGACAUGGAAAUGACUUCUUAUAUGAUUCUCUAAUAGGUUGAUGAUAUAUGAAAAGUAGAUAGAAAUUUGAGAGUUUCCUCGAGUUCGAAUGGACGGACGAGCGAUAAUGGAGCUACGUGGAGUUUAGAGUAGGUCGCAACCCUUUUUCAAUAUUUAGGUUACAUACCGUAAAGUACGAUAGGAUGGUUGAAAUCCAUACAUGGAUUGGACGUCUCUCAAUUACAUUCUCCUAUCUAGCUACGAUAUAUUCCUGCCAACGAUCAAUUUAUUGGCAUUAUACAGACACUAUAGAGCAUUGAUGGCCGUUAGGGUUUGAGCCCCGACUUUCACGUGUUUAUGGAAAUAACUGUCCUCUUCCAGUCUUUUAAUGUCGUAACGUGCCUGUCCUCUUCCGUCUUCACUCAAUGUUUUAGGCGGUCAAGAACUAACACGUAUAGUAUACGUGUGUGUAUGUGAAAUAUAUAAAAAUCCAAUCCUAAAUAUCAUAUCUUGUCGGCGAGGUGGAUGAUGGCACUAAAUAGUUGUAUUAUCGCCACAAAUUGUGAAUGAGAGUUUGGUUUAACAGUAUAUGAAAAUUACUGGUUUGAAUACAUAACUAGUGUGUAGUAAUAAUAAAAGAUUGUUUAUUAUGAGAGUUUGGUUUAACAAUAUUUGAAAAUUACUGGUUUGAAUCUCAUAACUAGUGUGUAAUAAUAAUAAAAGAUAGUUCGUUACGUAAUGUUCUUUGUAAUAACACUUUACAAUCUUU